CGAUUCGCUUGCUACUAAGUUUCAGCCGAUCUCCGCUGGUUGGAUAACUCCAUAAAAUCGCUUUGUAUCGGUCAGAGGGAGAGAAAGCAGAGGGGCAGCAGGCUGGGGGUGAAUGAUGUACCGGGAGAGAGAGAGGAGCCGGGGGCGCAGCGGGCAGAGCCCAGAGGAAUGAACUAUGAGCGCAAAGGGCUCAGGGAUUCGGAGUAAGGCGCAGCGGUGCCAGGGCUGGAGGCGCAAUCGCACCCAUUGUAUGCCCUGAUCUGCCUGCACUUUGCACCCUGAAAUCUUCUAUCUUUCCUACAGUCCUUGCCUUUGCGCCAUUCUGCAGCCAACUAACUUACUAACGGUGCGCCCCUGAGCCUUCUCCUGUGGGCAUCAUGGUACCGGCUAGCAGCCUGGAAGAGCUCAGCGGGGAUGGGUCCGACUGCAGCGAAGAAGUGGAAAUCACAGUGAAUGUUGGAGGAAUAAGGCAGGUUCUCUAUGGAGAUGUCCUGAACCGGUACCCAGAGACCAGGCUGGCCGAGUUGGUCAACUGCAUGGCCGGGGGGUAUGAUGCCAUCUUCUCCCUGUGCGAUGAUUACGACCCCGGCAAGAAGGAGUUUUACUUUGACCGCGACCCCGACGCCUUCAAGUGUAUCAUAGAGGUCUACCUGUAUGGGGAGGUCCACAUGAAGAAAGGUAUUUGCCCCAUAUGUUUUAAGAACGAAAUGGACUUCUGGAGAGUGGACUUGGACUUGCUGGAUGACUGUUGCAAGAGCCACCUGAACGAGAAGAACCUGGAGUUGGAGGAGAUAGCCAAGAGAGUGCAAACCAUACUGGAUGAUCUAGGAGGGGACACAUCGGAAAGUAAAUGGAAAAGGUUCCAGAAAUGUCUCUGGAAGUUCAUGGAGAAGCCAGAAUCCUCCUUCCCAGCCAGAAUAACUGCUAUUCUCUCUUUUCUUUUCAUCUUAAUCUCCUCCACUGUAAUGUGCAUAGGGACCAUACCAGAGAUGCAAGUUGAGGACCUGCAGGGCAACCAUGUGGAGCACCCUACUCUGGAUAGCAUUGAGACUGUCUGUAUUGGGUGGUUCACCUUGGAGUACCUACUGAGGCUGAUCUCAUCACCCAACAGGCUACAUUUUGCCCUCUCAUUCAUGAACAUCAUUGAUGUCCUGGCUAUUCUCCCCUUCUAUGUCAGCAUUAUCUUGACUAACCUAGGGGCCACCAUUAUGGGACUCACUAAUGUCCAGCAGGCUAUCCAGGCUCUCAGAAUUAUGAGAAUUGCCAGGAUUUUCAAGCUAGCGCGCCAUUCCUCAGGGCUGCAGACACUAACCUAUGCCCUUAAGAGUAGUUUUAAGGAGCUUGGACUACUAUUAAUGUAUUUAGCCGUGGGGAUAUUUGUCUUCUCAGCCUUGGGAUACACUAUGGAACAGAGUCAUCCUGACACUCUGUUUAAAAGCAUACCCCAGUCAUUCUGGUGGGCAAUCAUCACUAUGACCACUGUUGGCUAUGGAGACAUCUACCCUAAAACCACCCUGGGAAAACUCAAUGCCGCCACAAGUUUUCUCUGUGGGGUUAUUGCCAUUGCCCUCCCAAUCCACCCCAUCAUCAACAAUUUUGUGAAGUACUACAACAAGCAGAGAGUACUGGAGACAGCUACCAAACAUGAACUGGAACUUAUGGAGCUUCAUUCCAACGGUGGGUAUUUGGGAGCCAAUGGAAGUUCUAAGGAGCUGUCUGAAGGCAGAGGUCUGUCGGUCGGAGCUCACAUGAAGGUUUCUCACAGCGAUACAUUCAUCCAGGCUCUGACAGAGGAGAAACACCACAGAACGAGGCUUCAGAGCUGCAAAUAAAACUUAUCAGCUUACUCGAACGCUAAAGAAGCAGCAGUGGUUAAAAAACCCUCCUCAAGGGUUCCGGGGACUAUUGGGUCACAUUUCUUAUACAGCAGCAAAUAAUAUCAGAUGCAAUUCUUUUCCAGAACCAAUGAAAACAUCCAGAUUGUCCCGUGUAAAGACCUACCUAAGUGUCAGUUUUGUGGUAUGUACAGCUAUUUAUGUAUGUGACUUAAAUAAAAGAAAAUGUGUUAUUA
Molecule: messenger RNA, 2071 nt
Organism: Xenopus tropicalis (tropical clawed frog)
Lineage: Eukaryota; Metazoa; Chordata; Amphibia; Anura; Pipidae
Gene: kcnf1
Product: potassium channel, voltage gated modifier subfamily F, member 1
Biological process (GO): protein homooligomerization; transmembrane transport; monoatomic ion transport
Cellular component (GO): plasma membrane; membrane; voltage-gated potassium channel complex
Molecular function (GO): voltage-gated potassium channel activity; monoatomic ion channel activity
Source: RefSeq, marked provisional